Messenger RNA from Aspergillus steynii IBT 23096, 730 nucleotides. Its product is annotated as cytochrome c oxidase assembly protein COX16. Gene Ontology annotation, cellular component: mitochondrial inner membrane. The record is from RefSeq and is a predicted model, not a curated record. Gene Ontology annotation, biological process: mitochondrial respiratory chain complex IV assembly. The transcript has 2 exons. Bases 64 to 468 code for a protein of 134 amino acids. Lineage: Eukaryota; Fungi; Ascomycota; Eurotiomycetes; Eurotiales; Aspergillaceae.
UUUCUCCCAACCGGUCAACUCGUUAUUUGCAUCUGCGGAUUCGCAAGAGUUCUCUACUCCACGAUGCCUGUCUUUCAGGCCAAAACGUUCCGGCGAGCAACAACCGCGUCAUCUUCGCUCGGCGAGCGAAUUGGCGCGGCGUACAGAACCAGUCUUCCCCGGCACCCCUUCCUUCUCUUCGGCCUCCCCUUCGUGAUGAUUAUAGUCGCUGGCUCGUUCGCCUUAACCCCAGCCGCAGCCUUGAGAUACGAACGAUACGAUCGCAAAGUAAAGCAACUAAGCCAAGAGGAGGCAAUGGACCUUGGCUUGAAGGGUCCCGAUGGGGAGGAGGGCAUCAAGAGAAAUCCCCGCAGAAGAGUCAUAGGAGAUGAAAGAGAAGAAUACUAUAGGCUCAUGGCCAAGGACCUAGAUGAUUGGGAGCAGAAACGAGUUCAAAGAUUCAAGGGCGAGCCGGAUGGCAAACUAUGAGUCUAUGGAGGAAUUUUAAAAAAAAAAAAAAAAAAAAAGAAAACAAGCAAAGGCAUGCAAUCUACUUUUUGGGCCUUAAUCCGAGAUCCCGAUAUUUUCUCAGCACGGUCUCUAUCGCCCGGCAAAAUAGCAUCACGGAGUCCAGGCCUAUGGAGCCAGGGAGGAGGUCUGCCCGGCCUUGCAAGAUCCACAAUACAUACAUACGUGUACAUACCUGGUACAUACAUAAAUAAUCAAUAUACCUUAAAUACUAGUAGGUACU